Molecule: messenger RNA, 998 nt
Organism: Cryptomeria japonica (Japanese cedar)
Lineage: Eukaryota; Viridiplantae; Streptophyta; Pinopsida; Cupressales; Cupressaceae
Exons: 5
Coding region: 119-757 (212 amino acids)
Source: RefSeq, a predicted model, not a curated record
GUUUACAAAACAUGGGAAGUUUUGGGCAUUAUAUAUGUUUGAUUGAUAGUGAGAAAAGUUUCAAUUUGAGAAUUGAACCUGUGACUUGCUCAAAUCCAGGGAUUGAUAUGCGUAGGGAAUGCCCAAACCAGGAAUUCAUUCGCAACAUGCCAACCUGUUGUUGGAGGAUCCCACAUUAUGGGAAUCAUCUUGGACCGAUGAAAAUCACAGCUUGUAUAUUAAGUACAUAGAGGAUGCCUUUGUCUCAGUACUUUAUCAGAAAGGCAAUUAUACAUAUCCCUGUAAAAGAUGGCAAGCAUAUAGAGGAGAAAUAGCCUCUGUAUUUGGUCUGGAUUUAAAUGAGGAAGUUGAAUUUGGUCAAGUACUGUUUGGGUUUCCUGAGGAAAGCCAAAGGGAAAGUGAACCAGAAAAGCCUAGCCUCUAUCAUGAUGUUCAAAACCAUUCAAAAAAGUAUGGAUUGAAGGAGAUAUGCAGCAGUAAUGACACAUCUCGGGAACAGGAUAGGAAUGGGAGAAGAAACAAGAGGAAAUUAUACCAUGGAGCCACAGAUCCAGAGAGGGAAAUAGCAGUUGUAUUCGAAGAAGUGCAGUCAAAGCAUAAUGAUGAACGUGCAAGCAAUUUCUAUGCCGAGCGAAAUAGGUUGACAGAAGAUACAACUGUUUCAGAAACUUCAGUGAAAACCUUGAGUAACAACGAGGAGGACCAGGUGAUUUCAUCUAACAAUGAGAGAUCUCCCAAGGAAGAUGGCAAGGCAUGAUAAGAGUAUUUAGUCUGCAGCUUGAAAGGCCGACAAAAUAUCUCAGUCAAUUAAUUGGAUGGAAUGUCUAAUUAUGCCUAGAGGUAUCUACAAUGACAUACAAGUAUUAGUAAACAAAAAACUGAUUUUGAAUAAAUUUGACGUGUAGAUGACAGGUAAAUGCAUGCAUGUUUCAGUUUCUCUAUAAGUAUUAUUUUAUUAUUAUGAAUAAAAUAGAAUCAUCGCCACUUGUCUCUAAGUA